Pseudoliparis swirei is the source of this 430-nucleotide messenger RNA. RefSeq names its product ribosomal protein S21 (gene rps21). Gene Ontology annotation, biological process: translation; endonucleolytic cleavage to generate mature 3'-end of SSU-rRNA from (SSU-rRNA, 5.8S rRNA, LSU-rRNA); endonucleolytic cleavage in ITS1 to separate SSU-rRNA from 5.8S rRNA and LSU-rRNA from tricistronic rRNA transcript (SSU-rRNA, 5.8S rRNA, LSU-rRNA). Gene Ontology annotation, molecular function: structural constituent of ribosome. Bases 123 to 374 code for a protein of 83 amino acids. Gene Ontology annotation, cellular component: cytosolic small ribosomal subunit; ribosome. The record is from RefSeq and is a predicted model, not a curated record. Lineage: Eukaryota; Metazoa; Chordata; Actinopteri; Perciformes; Liparidae. The transcript is spliced from 6 exons.
CAUUUGUCGUAUACGGUGGGUGUCUCUCGCGCUCUUGUCUUCAAAAGGGUUAAAAUACGGUUCAUAUCUUGAAAUAGCCUACAUUUUCGAUUUGUCGGCGACCACCCGAACAACCUGUAAACAUGCAGAACGACUCCGGUGAAUUUGUGGACCUUUACAUCCCACGUAAAUGCUCUGCUAGUAACCGAAUCAUUGGAGCCAAGGACCAUGCCUCCGUCCAGAUCAACAUUGCUGAGGUUGACAAGGUGACCGGACGCUUCAAUGGUCAGUUCAAGACCUACGCCAUCUGUGGCGCCAUCCGCAGAAUGGGUGAGUCUGACGACUCCAUCCUGAGGCUGGCAAAGAAUGACUCUAUUGUAGCAAAGAGCAUCUAAGUGCAAUGCUGCAGCAGUGGAGACUUUGUAAAAAAUAAAAUGGGGGGAAAAAACUA